This is a messenger RNA of Penicillium macrosclerotiorum, 2676 nucleotides long. RefSeq lists its product as uncharacterized. The record is from RefSeq and is a predicted model, not a curated record. Lineage: Eukaryota; Fungi; Ascomycota; Eurotiomycetes; Eurotiales; Aspergillaceae. The transcript has a single exon. Bases 1 to 2676 code for a protein of 891 amino acids.
AUGCUGGGGCUCAGCGCGGUGGUUGCCAUCGCCGCCUCCGGCGCGGCCAUAUUCGUUGUUUUUUCAACCGUCGCCAUCGUUGUCUGGGUUCGAUUUCGCAAAGAGCGCCAUGCACUGAGAGUUCUUCGUCUCAGCCAAGGACAAAAUACUCGCAGCAUCCAGACUUUCACGGGGGAUACAUUGACCGAACUAUCUCACCACGAAGGAACUGUGCUGCGAGCCCAUGGGCAGCUCCCAUAUGGUAAACCCUCAGAAUGGGGUCAACUAGAAUCUCGAGAGACUCUACUGCGGCCUAAGACUGGAUCUGAAUCAUCAUGGCCUCUAGUCGACAAGGCUCGGUCCUUGCGCAACUCUAUUCGCAGAACGCGGUCCAAGAGAUUCUCUAGAUCCUCCCACCACAAACGGAUGGCUUCGAUGGCCACGGUCAGUGAAAUAUCUCCCAGUCCUACGAGCAGUACAAGAGAAGAUAUUCCCCUAUCAGCCGUGGAAGGCAUCCUAGAAUUGCCAGCCGAACGGACACCACGCCAGACCCCAGAAAUCCCUCGGGAAGAAGAAGGCUUUCACCUGGGCAUGCGUCCAAUGUCUCCAGCCUCCGCUUGGCCACCCCCAGCUGCCGUUCAACGCGACCGCUCAGGGUUGUUCCCGGUCUUGGAGGAUGGGGUUUCGCAAGACCUGUUUGAUCCACCCCCGAGGAUCUUCGAGGAAUCACCUACGCGAAUGCGAGGUGGAAGUAUCGCGAGUCAGACGCCAGGAAUGGCGCCCGAGAAACCAAUUCCUCCCCCUCCAGCAGCAGCAUAUCCACCGGACCGUAUUAGCUACCUGCGGAAUGAUUCUGUAAUGCGACUGUCCUCAAUGAGCCUCGACACGACAAAUAGCUCCAUUCUGGACGACGGUCGGAAUGGGCUAAGAUCCAUUGAAACCGAUAUCACGUCGCCCAAUUUUCCAUCUGGCGGCACGUUUGUGCCCUACAGUGCCAAUGACGUCGGCGUCAAGAACGGCCGUCGAAGCUUCAUUGCUGCCAAUACUUCUGUACCUCCAAUGCACAACUUCCCCGUUCGGUCUUCUUCAACUGCGGAAGGCCGCAGGAAGGUGUCUGGAGGACAAAUGUCCCCCCGGCGAAGCAUGACUACAACAUCUCGCAACCCGAGCAAUGCUAGUAAUCGUUCCAGUGGCUUUCCUCGUCGAAGCGAAUCUUUAUCAUCCAAUCCGCCUCAGAGACAUGCUUCCUUACGCAGUGGCACUCCACUAGCACUAGGCGAUAGUCAAAACUUUCAUACCCAUAGUCGGCAAUCUUCCUCCGGCUCGCAGGUGGCCUAUAUGUCCCACUUUAGCCAGGUUCAACCACCGCCAAUGUACGAGCCUGAACAAAGGGAGAAUGACCCUUUUUACGGCGGUUCGCCUCAUUCCAAUGGAACCUUGUUUUCCAUUGGCUCCCCAGGGCCAUCUACCUCGUACGCACCGCAAAGCCCAAUGCAACGCUCCAGCCUGUCCCUCAAGGGAUCCCUUCCAUCUGCACUCAAAGGAGGCAAUUCGCAACGGAAAGGCCAUCGCCGCCAGAACUGUGUGCGUAUCUCGAUACAUCCACCAAUGACAUUUGGCAGUUCUACCUUCUCGCCCACAGUUGAAGAGGAGACAGAAGAUGUCGAUGCGAUGGAAGAAGUGGAUCUACGUGAGAGCGCCAUUAAUAGGACCAAUUCGCUGUCCUCCAAACCUGGCUCUAAUUCCAACACCACGUCACCUUUGCCAUUAUCAAAACGGGGUAGUCGGCGCACAAAACCCGCGAUCUCAGCCCCGAGCUCUCUUGGACCUCUCGCGGAAGAGCCGCAAUCGGCCUACAAUAGCGGUCCAUGUAAAAAGAGGAAGCACGCUCCUGCUGAUACGGCAAACAGCACCCCUCUUCUCAAUAAAGAUCAACAUUUACCCGGCCUUCUGACGUCAAUCCCUCCCACAGCAGAGGUCAACCUGUCUCAUACGCCAUCACCUGAGCGAACAAUGCCUGUUUGGUCAAUCUCCGAAGUCCCGUCCCCUGUCUACGACAACUCGCCUAGUAAUGGUAGUCCCCGACGGACAGCUGUUAAAGGGCCUCGUAGCCAGCCAGGCAAGCCUGUGCGCAGCAAUUCCACCCGCGUGGCUGAGCCCAAGCCGAUGGAGCCAUUGAGUAUGGAACUAUCCAAUGGUCUACCUUUUAUCACCGGGACUCAGGGUAGUGACUGGCGCAAGUCAACAGACUCACUACGCCGCACCUCGACAGAUGCCAGUCGAUCCUACAGGCGAACCGGCGACUCCCAGGGCUCCUUCGCGAGUGCCCUGGGGCCUGUGGUGUCUGCCAACUCCCCCAUAUACAGCACCAAGAGCUCUACUGUGCGCGACCGGGUCACAAUAUGGGAAGACGCCAACCGCAGCGCAUCACCGCCGAAGCUGCCUCAUGCUCGUCUGCAAGGGUACAACUUUCCAGAAACCGCCACAUCCCCAACAAAUGUCAAGAAUAGCAUUCCUCGGUCACUAUCGAAGAAUGGCACCCGCUCUCCCAUGCGCAUGUCUAGCCAACGAGGUCCUACCACGCCGACUACUGCUCGGCGCGGCAUGACAACUCCCACUGGAAAAGGCCUUGGAAUUGGCGUUGGAAUCACUACGCCGGCGAGUCUAUACGACGGCGAUGGUUUUCUGAGAGAAUAA